Molecule: messenger RNA, 7717 nt
Organism: Dama dama (fallow deer)
Lineage: Eukaryota; Metazoa; Chordata; Mammalia; Artiodactyla; Cervidae
Gene: MYO1A
Product: myosin IA
Exons: 30
Coding region: 319-3510 (1063 amino acids)
Biological process (GO): vesicle transport along actin filament; actin filament organization; sensory perception of sound
Cellular component (GO): vesicle; brush border; plasma membrane
Molecular function (GO): ATP binding; actin filament binding; microfilament motor activity
Source: RefSeq, a predicted model, not a curated record
AGGUUCAUAAUGGAAUUGCUGAUGGGCCAGGCUUUCGCAAAGUGCCGUGAGAGCAAUAGAGUGUGGACUUUGAGCCAAGCAGCUGUGGCUGGGAGUUGGAGAAUCAAGUCUCUAUCUUCAGUGUCACCAAUACACCCUGGCUCCCAAUAAGAUAAAGCAGGAACAGCCUCGGACUUUGUGCUGAGCGGUCGUCUCUGCCUCGCCUGGCUGGACUGGCACGGGGAGCCCUGGCUGGAGGAGGCAGCACAGAGGAAGUUACUGGCUGCGAAAGCUGAGCAGACACCAGCAAACUGAUCCCGACCAAUAGCGCCUCUGGACAUGACCCUUCUGGAAGGUUCUGUGGGGGUGGAGGACCUUGUGCUCCUGGAACCCCUGGAGCAGGAGUCUCUGAUCAGGAACCUCCAGCUGCGCUAUGAAAAGAAGGAGAUUUAUACCUACAUUGGGAACGUGUUGGUCUCGGUGAAUCCCUACCAACCACUGCCCAUCUACGACCUGGAGUUUGUCGCCAAAUACCGGGACUAUAGCUUCUAUGAGCUGAAGCCGCAUAUCUAUGCACUGGCAAGCAUGGCGUACCAGUCGCUGAGGGACCAGGACCGAGACCAGUGUAUCCUCAUCACGGGCGAGAGUGGCGCUGGGAAGACGGAGGCUAGUAAGCUAGUGAUGUCUUACGUGGCGGCCGUCUGCGGGAAAGGGGAGCAGGUGAACUCAGUGAAGGAGCAACUGCUUCAGUCAAACCCCGUGCUGGAGGCUUUUGGCAACGCCAAGACCAUUCGCAACAACAACUCCUCUCGAUUUGGAAAAUACAUGGAUAUUGAGUUUGACUUCAAGGGAUCCCCCCUCGGUGGCGUCAUCACGAACUAUCUGCUUGAGAAAUCCCGUGUGGUGAAGCAACUUGAAGGAGAAAGGAACUUCCACAUCUUCUAUCAGCUCCUGAUGGGAGCAGACGCAGAGCUACUGAAGGCCCUGAAGCUUGAGCGGGACCCAGGUGGCUAUGCCUACCUGAACCCGGACACGUCCAGGGUGGAUGGCAUGGAUGACGAUGCCAACUUCAAGGUUCUCCAGAGUGCGAUGACUGUGAUCGGCUUCUCCGAGGAGGAGAUUCGGCAGGUGCUAGAGGUGGCGGCCCUGGUGCUGAAGCUGGGGAACGUGGAACUGGUCAACGAGUUCCAGGCCAAUGGGGUACCAGCAAGUGGCAUCCGUGAUGGGAGAGGUGUUCAAGAAAUUGGGGAAUUGGUGGGUUUGAAUUCAGUGGAACUAGAGAGAGCUUUGUGCUCAAGAACCGUGGAAACGGCCAGAGAAAAGGUGGUCACCGCACUGACCGUCACCCAGGCUCAGUACGCCCGGGACGCCCUGGCCAAGAACAUCUACAGCCGACUUUUCAACUGGCUAGUGAAUCGCAUCAACGAGAGUAUCAAGAGGGGCCUGGCCACGUGUGCAGAGGGCUGGUCCUCAGAUGGAUCUUUUCCUCCUCUCCAGGUGGGUACCGGGGAGAAGAGGAAGGUCAUGGGGGUUCUGGACAUCUAUGGCUUUGAAAUAUUAGAGGAUAAUAGCUUUGAGCAAUUUGUGAUCAACUACUGCAACGAGAAGCUACAGCAGGUGUUCAUAGAGAUGACACUGAAAGAGGAGCAAGAGGAAUAUAAGAGAGAGGGCAUACCGUGGGUGAAGGUGGACUACUUUGAUAAUGGCAUUAUCUGUAACCUCAUUGAGCAUAAUCGGCAAGGCAUCCUGGCCAUGCUGGAUGAGGAGUGCCUGCGGCCUGGGGUGGUCAGUGACUCCACCUUCCUGGCGAAGCUGAACCAGCUCUUCUCCAAGCACAGCCACUAUGAGAGCAAAGUCACCCAGAACGCCCAGCACCAGUAUGACCACAGCAUGGGCCUCAGCUGCUUCCGCAUCUGCCACUAUGCAGGCAAGGUGACCUAUAACGUCAACAGCUUCAUCGACAAGAACAACGACCUGCUCUUCCGAGACUUGUCCCAGGCCAUGUGGAAGGCCCGGCACCCGCUCCUCCGGUCCUUGUUUCCUGAAGGGGAUCCAAAACAGGCAUCUCUCAAACGCCCCCCAACUGCUGGGGCCCAGUUCAAGAGUUCCGUGACCACUCUCAUGAAGAACCUGUAUUCCAAGAACCCCAGCUACAUCAGGUGCAUAAAGCCCAACGAGCAUCAGCAGCGAGGUCACUUCUCUUUUGAGCUGGUAAGUGUCCAGGCUCGGUACCUGGGGCUGCUGGAGAACGUGCGGGUGCGACGGGCAGGCUACGCCUACCGCCAGGCCUACGGGUCCUUCCUGGAAAGGUACCGAUUGCUGAGCCGGAGCACGUGGCCUCGCUGGAAUGGUGGAGACCAGGAGGGGGUCGAGAAGGUCCUGGGGGAGCUGAGCAUGUCCUCGGAGGAGCUGGCCUUUGGGAAGACAAAGAUCUUCAUCAAAAGCCCCAAGACUCUUUUCUACUUGGAAGAGCAGAGGCGCCUUCGGCUCCAGCAGUUAGCCACGCUCAUACAGAAGACAUACCGAGGCUGGCGCUGCCGCACCCACUACCAACUGAUGCGCAAGAGUCAGAUCGUCAUAUCCUCUUGGUUUCGGGGCAACAUGCAAAAGAAACGCUACGGGAAGAUGAAGGCAUCAGCGUUGCUGAUCCAGGCUUUUGUGAGAGGGUGGAAGGCCCGGAAGAAUUAUCGAAAGUACUUCCGCUCAGGGGCUGCCCUCAUCUUGUCGAAUUUCAUCUACAAGAGCAUGGUACAGAGAUUCCUACUGGGGCUGAAGAACGACCUGCCUUCUCCCAGCAUCUUGGACAAAAAGUGGCCGUCUGCCCCUUACAAGUGCUUCAGCACAGCCAACCAUGAGCUCCAGAGGCUCUUCCACCAGUGGAAGUGCAAGAAAUUCCGGGAUCAGCUGUCCCCGAAGCAGGUAGAGGUCCUGAGGGAGAAGCUCUGUGCCAGCGAGCUGUUCAAGGGCAAAAAGGCUUCAUACGCCCAGAGUGUCCCUACUCCGUUUCACGGUGACUACGUCGGGCUGCAAAGAAACCCCAAGCUGCAGAAGCUGAAGGGUGGGGCAGAAGGGCCUAUUCUGAUGGCUGAGACUGUGAUGAAGGUCAAUCGUGGCAACGGCAAGACUUCCUCGCGAAUCUUCCUCCUGACCAAGGGGCAUGUGAUCAUCACAGACACCAAGAAUCCCCAGGCCAAGACUGCCAUCCCACUAAGCAGUUUGGCCGGGGUGUCGGUCACCAGCUUCCAGGAUGGGCUUUUUAGCUUGCAUCUGAGCGAGAUCUCCUCGGUGGGCGCCAAGGGGGACUUCCUGCUGGUCAGUGAGCACGUGAUUGAGCUGCUGACCAAGAUAUACCGGGCUACGCUGGAUGCCACGCAGACACGGCUUCCAGUCACCGUGACUGAGGAGUUCGCAGUAAAGUCCAAGGAGGGCAGCUUGACGGUCAAGGUCGCCCAGGGCCCUGGGGGUGGCGGGACCGGCAAGCUGAGCUGCAAGAAGAAGGGCAGUCGUUGCCUGGAGGUGACUGUACAGUGAGGACGCGCGGCAGUUUCUCCCUCCUGGACCGGCGCCGGCCCCACCCGUACCCGCCCGCCUUUGUGGGGGGAUCUCGAGUCUGAACCCCCUGAUCGGCUGUGGGGGCGGAGACUGAAGAACCCUUGAAGAGGACCUAGCUUCUCCCAAACCUUCCCAGAACUCUCUCCAAAGUCAGCUUCCUCCCACCCUCGGCCUCUUUGCCCACUAAUAAUGUGACAAGAGACUUUGCGAACGUUUGAUCACAUGGGUGGGUCCCUGCUCCGUCCUUUCUCCGGCUUGUACUUAGACCCUCCGGCCCCUCCCUUUCCUCUACUGGGGCUCCUUGGAGCCAGAUAAUGCAGACAAUAAGAACGAAAAAGAAGGGAAAUUGUCUCUGGGCUCCUUGACCGGCUGAGCUCUGGCAGGGUCUGGAGAGACUAGGGUGGGGGCAGGGCAGUCCGGGAUAGGGCUCAGGUCGCAGGUGGCCAAUGAGCUGAUUCAUUAAAUGUGUCCCUGGAGGGAAGACGUGAGGAUCUCUGUCUCGUCAGAUAUGGGGAUCCUUUCGAGAUUUAGCCUGAAAGGGGGCCCAAGGCUGGGGGGCUCAUGUGAGCAGAGGUGAGCUGGGUCCACAGCUCCAUGCAUGGUCCCUUCCAUCCCCGGCUCAGCACUGGACUUCCUCACACCUGCCCCCUGGCACCCCCUGUUUUUCCAUACACUGGAGAUGUCAGGCUGCUGCCAGCCGUCACCUUGCGAAUCACUGCCCUGCAGCUGGGGCCUGCAGCUGGUGGCGCUUGACAGGGGGCUGCUCCCCCACCCAGACUCUGUCAUCCCCACGACUGACGUCUUCCUUCUUGUCUUCAUUUGUUUUCCAUGUGUCAUCGACAGUAUUUCUUUCUGGGUUUCCAGCUGUCUCACACCAUCUCACUGUCCCCGUUUCCGAGGGCUCUGACUGAUGUUAACACGUGAUAUUUUGUAUCAUGCUUUAGAUGUCCCCCCACUUCCUCUGUAUCUAUUUCCUGGUAGAUGCUGUAUCGUCUCAGCCUCUUCUGCCCUGGUGUCUACCUUUAGGGAACAGGCAGCUCCUUUGUCUGCAGUUAGGGGUAGAUCGCUCGCGAGAGCACAAAAAUGGCUGCCUUUGUUUCUGUCUGGGUGGCUCUGCCUCCUUCCAUGGUCUCUGCCUUCCCUGCUUCUUCCGUGUUUCCGCUGAGCUCACCGUGCCUUGAGGACAGGGUCUCCCUCCACCUCAGCUUCCAUCGGCAGGCAGCUCACGCCCCAGGUGAUCAUGCUGGCGGGAGACCUGAUUAACUCCUCGUCUUGCCUGCAGACGAAUCUAGCUCUCAGGGCACAAGCCAGCCCUGAGUGCUGGCACACCCUGCCCUGAGCUGACAUAGGACCCAGGGAGGCAGCUCUUCCCUGUGGGUGAGCAUCUAGAGCUGCCAUGGGUAGGGGAGCUCUGUCCUGAGCUGGGGCUCUGGCCACCCUUCCGCCACCCCAACCUCUCGGAGUCAGGCUGAGAGGGGUCGGUGACCAGAGCCUGCCCGCCCCGGCUCUCUGCCUCAUCUCCUGCUCCCAGGGCCCAAAUUGUCGUCACUUUCCCAGUGAAGUGUCUGGUCAUUUUCAGAAGCGAUUCCAGGAGAAUCUGCAGCUGCUGCUCCCUCUCCUGCUUUCCCUUUCCCAGGGCUGAAGGCACUGUCAGCUCUCCGGGCUGGGGAUGGGGCGAGGGGGAGGGGGCAGGGUUCCUGACCCCCUUCCUGCCCUCCCCCUCAGUCAUGUGGGUGGAUGCUAGGCUGAGGAAGGCACGUGGGGAUACUCUCUCCUUUACUUUCCCACCUCACCCUCCCCUCCGUCUUUCCUGUCUCUGCUUCUCUUCUGGAAUUCAAGAGCUUGUGUUUCCAUCCCCUGAAGGCUAUAGGGGCUGUUUCCCUACCCUUGUCAUGGGGCUUGAAGUGGCUCCAUCAUGGUGGGAGAAGCUGAAGUUCUGCCUCCCGCUCCCUGCCACCCAUCCAACUCUCUCAGUCUUGGCCGUUUGAGCCUCUGAUAGGCACCAGUCAUCCCAGCACCCCCUAACCGCAGCGAGGAGUCAUUCUGCCGUCUCACGGCACAAACCAGCUCUCGCUCAGCCCUCCAGGCUCAGCCCCUUCUGCCCCAGGCUCCGAGGGGCUCCCGUUCCUCCUGCUGCUGGUUGUCUCCCAGCUGUGUCCUGGCCACGGGGUUUGGCAUCCUCCCAUUCCUCACCGGUACCUCUCCGCCCAGUGUCGCCUGUGGCUCUGGCCCCUCCCGCAGCAUCCAGCAGCACCCCUCCAGGACGUUGAAGGGGUCCAUGUGCUGCCCCGCAAACAGUGGGUGUGCUGGACAGACACAGGCCAUCUCGAGCGCGCGAGUACACGCUCCCCCUCGACCCCUGGGAUGGGCUGACCUGCUCGUCUCGUCUCAGCUCCCCCAUUUCCUGGCCUCACCGCCAACCUGAAUCAGCAGUAAAGAGAGGGGCGGGCCCCAGAGGGGAUCCUUCUAGGGAUUCUGCUCCUCUAGGCCAGUGACAGGGUCUGAGAUGUGGCUCAAGUCACACGUGUUCAAAGGGAAAAACACCCAGGUGCUUUGUAGCUGCAGUACCUGCUUUACAUGCUAUUUGCACACGAUCUGUGGGCAAAGUGAAGCCCAGCCCGUCCUUGCCUCCCUCCUCCAUCACCGCUCUGACUUAGCACCAGCUCUUUCAAGUCUUUGCUAAUCCCAGAGAUCAAGGGGUGAUCCAUUCUCCCUGCCAUUCCCUUGCUCCCCCCGAUCUUUGGCUCCUGCCAUCCUGUGAGAUGCCUUAUCAUCAAAGGACAUUAUUCAUGCUGGACCUUUGCUGAAGCCUUGCUUCCCUGGUACCAGGGCAUGGGGGCAGGGUUGAAUGGGGUGGUGGGGGGCAGACUUUAGUCCUUGGCCCUCGUCUAAUAUGUUCUUCCUCCUGCACCCCUAAUUCCCUCCAACCUGUACGGCUUGGACCUGCUUUUCCAGAUUGGUGAGAGGAGACGAGGGGAGGAGGUGGGAGAUGUCCAGGUCCAAUUAAAAUAGUAUCUGAACUGCUCAAAGGCAUGAACCAGUCAUAUUAUUUACAUGUAGACAGCCUUCCCCUUCUGCCCUUUAUCCCAACCCUGAGUCUGGGGCCAUGGUUUCCCCAGAGAGCCAUGUAAUUAGCUGGGUAGUUACAUGAGGCCGCAGUGGCCUCUCGUGUAAUUCCAUGGGGUCCCAAGGAGUCGGACACUGAGUGAAUGAGCAUGCAGGAACAAGACCUAGCUGCUGCCCUCACCUGGGGAUGAACCUGGAGUCCCGUGCAGCCAGAAUGACCUCUCAGUACGGCCCAAGUCCGAGGGUGGGUGGGCUGGGGAAAGAAACAUUUCAGGACUCUAGCAACGCUCGAGAGGCUUCAUGGGAGAUCCACACUGUGGGUGGCAAUGUGAGAAGCUGGACUCAGGCUACCAUUUUUGUUUUAUAAAUAAACUUUUAUUGAGCACCUAUUAUAUGCCAAACACGAUAGAGCUGGGAAUUCAAUAGCAAACAGAUGAAAAGUCCUUGCCCUUGCUAAGCUGACAUUCUGGUGGGAGGUGAGGUCGACAGACUUUGAGUAAAUUUGUAGUAUGUUUGAUGUAAUGUAUGAAGAAAAGAAAUGAGGGGAUAUGGAGAAUGGAGUGGUAGUAAUUUUUUUUUAAAAAUCUUCUUUUCUGGCCAAGCCGAGAGGGAUGUGGGACCUUAGUUUCCCAACUGGGGGCUGAACCUGUGCUCCUGUAUUGGGAGCUCGGAGUCUUAACCACUGGGCUGCCAGGGAAGUCCCUAGUGGUAGCAACUUUAAAUAGGGUGAUUGGGAGAGGUGCUGGUGAGUGGGAACCAUUGUAAUAAAUAUGCACCAGAGCUAUGAUUCUCUUCCAAAUCCCAAGAUGUAGAAGGAUACCCGGUCCCCAUCUCUAGGUCUUUUGGGGAGGUGGACCCCCACCCCUCUGGGGGACCUGACUCUCCCCUUGCUGGUCAAAGUACAGACCAGCGCAGUACAAUGAAGGGGAGGUUGGGAGGAGAAACGCCUGGAUUUGAGGCUGUUCUCCAGGAGCUACCUGUCCCGACGCGUGUGGCUGAACUUUCUGAGCCUCAGUUCCCUUGUCUGAAAAUAGCAAUGUUUCCCGCUCACACAGUGGAGGUGAUGAAAAUCAGUUGAAUUGCUCCCUGCCAAAGUACCUUGCAGAUGUUCAAAUUCUUC